AUGUACGAUUUUUCAAAUCUUCUGCUGAACAUUUGGCAAUGUUGCUUCAUCGCACCGGUCACGCGACAGUCGGAUGGCAAUGGCGGCAACAAAAAAUACGUGUUCAGCACCGUGUGGUACGUGGCGAACUUGGUCGUGUUGUGCGGGUGUUUGGUGAUCGGCGUGUGGGCCAUGUCGGACGACAUGCACGCGUCAAAAGUGGGCCGGUCGUUGCGGAUGAAGAACACCUCGUCGGCGGUGGUGACCGUGUUGCAAGUGACGUUGAUGUCGAUGGUGUGCGCGGUGGCAGUGGUGAGAUCGGCAGGCCGGCACCGCACGCUGCUGGAAAUCGGCCGGCAGCUGAGGAGCGCGGACGCCGUGCUGGGCCCGUCGGCCGGCCAGCCGGUGGUGAUCCGGUGCGCGUUCGUACUGGUCACUUUCCACGCCGUCCUGUUCGUCGUGGACGGUUUGUUGUGGUAUUCACGUUGCUCGACCAGCUGGAUGUACACGGUAUGUUACGUGUACUCGUUCGUCGAUCUAUCGUCCAUGCUCAUGUUCGCGCAGAUCGCCUGGUGCAUCGGCACCAGGUUUCAGGCCAUCAACGAGGUGAUCGAGCGGAAACUCGUGGCCGUGGGAUCCCGGCAUCAGAAGAAGAGCAACUUGGCCCGUUGCGGCGGCGGCCGUUCCGCGCGUCAGCGCUCACAACGGAUUUCCGGAAAAUGUGCGGCCACCACCAUGUCCAUUACCACUACACCGAUUAUGUCCGACAACGAUUACAACACGAGUGAGUGUUUAAAUUAUUUAUAGACCUUAACAGAUUAUGAAUGAAAUCCAUAAAUGUAUAAACCGAAUAGGUGAAUUAUAAGUAUGUACCCUAAGAGGGUAGCCGUAGCAUAGGUGCGGCUUCGAUAGUUGACACAAUUAGAGAAAAAAAUACUGAAAUUGUUUGGGUGUGUCAUGGGGUGAGAUGAAGCAGCAAGAAUUGUAAUAAAAAUAAACGUACGAAGAAAUAAGGGAAGAGGAAAACCAAAAAAGAGGUGGUUGCGUUUGAGAAUGAUGUCAAAUUACGGCCAGUGUAUGUGAGGAUGAUGUGGGAGAUCAGAUCAAAUGGAAGUUUAAGAUCAGAAUGGCUGACCCUAAAUAUUUAGGAUGAAGAAGGAGAAGAAAAUUUGUAGUAUCUUCUUCUCCUUCGUAUAGAUACUACGAGUGUUAUAAUUUAUAAUUAGGUAUCUGAUCAAUCGUAAAUCGAACUCUGAACGUAUUAUAUUAUGUUGCCUAGUGCAGGUGUUCAUAAAUAAACCAUGCACUCCAAUGAAUUUUUCGGUCCGGUUCUUAGGAAAACGAAAAUUUCGGUUAAAUUAAUUAUUAUAAAACUAGUUCCUAUAUAAAUAUAUCAAGUUUAAUUUUGUAAUUCAAGUCAGAACUAUAUUUAUUAUAAAGUAAGAAACGGAAAAAACCAAACUUAUUAAUCAUUUCAAUAAUUCAUCGACCCGAAAUUGCAUCAUCUAUAUUUUCACACCACCUUCCCCCCAUAUAACAAAUAGUUUCUGCGCCUCCGAGGUCCAUGAAGGAGUUACAAAGGCAUAUGUCUUAUAUUAAGUAGGGAGGUAAUUAUGGUGAUGGAUAGAGGAGAAGCACGGUGGGCAAGAAUAGAUAGUAGAUUAUUCAACUCGUGUAAGAUAUAAAACCAAAGAAAAAUAAUUGUAAUAUUAUAUAAAUUAAAUUAAAUGUGUACCCAUAGGCGUUGUAUUUCUGUAUAUUUUUAUCUAAUUUUUACUCAGAUUUCAAAAACAUUUCCAUCGCCAAAUUACAAAAAUUCCACUGGAGCUUCUGCAACAGUAUCAAAAUGGUCAACGAUCAAUUCGGCUGGCAAUUAUUUUUACAACUGUUCUGCAAUUGCGUGCAACUAAUCGUAACACCGUAUUUUUUGAUCAUGGAUCUAUUUUAUCCGAUGCUUUAUGGUUCCUCAACUACAGACAUCAAAUUCAUUCUGAUCCAAGUCGUCUGGGUACUGACCCAUCUGUCUCAUUUAUUAUUACUCGUGUUGCCCACAUCUUAUGCUACAAAAAAAGUAUAAAUGAACAAUUUUUAAAUAUUUACACAAGAAACCGGAACAAAUCGGUAUAAAUCUAAGACUUUUUGUAAUAUUUCACAGGGUGAAAGAACUGCAGUGAUCAUAUGCAAAUAUUUGACUCUUGACGUCGAACCAGAUGAUAUGAAACAGGUAUUUAAACAAACAAUGUUGGUACACACAAAUUAUUCUUCAUUUUUGAAAAUAUUCAAUUCGAUAUUAUAAUACACUUGCAAUACCUAUAUGAGUUUUAAGAUAUAUUAUAUCUUAAGUCAUAAUAUACAACUUACAUUUCACAAUAUAAGUAGCAAUAUUAGAUUGAUUAAUUAUUACAAACAGCUAUAAUGUAUUACUGUAACUUUGUCAGUUUUAAAUAUUACAUCGGUUAUUUACUCAAAAGUUUUUCUUUUUGGUAUAAUAUUUUUUCAGUUAGAAAUAUUUGUCCUUCAGUUGCAUAAAUACGCGAUCGAUUUUACAGCGUGUGGAAUCAUAAAUUUGCAUCGGUCUACUAUAACAACGGUAAAUAUAAUAUAUUAUUACAAUUCACUGUGUUUUUUUUUUUUAUUUUGAAGACGCGUUUGGAAACGUUUUAUAACUAUUAGAUUUACAUAUUAUAUACGGCAUUAGUUAUAGGUACCUACGUAUUAGUGUAGUCAUGUGAACACAGAAAAUAUUAGAUUUUACUUUCGUUUUAUUUCAAUAAAAUAUUAUGUGGUUUUGGAUUUGGUUAACUUUAACAUUAACUAUUUAAAAUUUUCUUGUUAUAAUAUUAUAGCUUUACGUUCAACGUCCAAUACAUAGUACAAACGAAUUUAUAAUUUAUAGUUGGUAAUAAUCAUAAAUAAUUAUAAAUUAUAAUAUGAUUAUGACGUGAGUCAUGGGCGUGUGCGCGGGGUUUAUGCAUAGUAUACAUUACAUCUGUAUAAUGUAUUAUCAAUGUAGGUAUAGAUUCAUCCUAUUAAAAAGUCUAUUUUUUUUUUCAUCAAUGAACUCGUAUUAUUAUUUUAUUGAUAAACAGGAAUUACAAUGUCGGUUUCUAUCUCCAUAUAUUAUUAUAUAAUAGAUAUGAAUUUAUUUAACAUAUAUUAUAAUAUAUAGGCCGUAUUGGUACUUACAUAUUAUUUGAGUUUAAUUUGUAGGUAUCUAUUUAAUAAUUUUAAAAAUAUAUUGAUAUACCUAUUUUUAUUUCGAGGGAAGAUGGGCUUAAGUCAAUUUUGUUUAGUUAUCAAUGCAAACAAAUUCUAUUUUGAAAUACAUACACUCAUGUCAUUUAGAUCAAAAACUAAAAGGGUAACAAAUAAUAUAAGAUAAAAAAAAUACGAAAAAUUGUGUUAAGCCCUCGCUGGGACCAACGAUAUUAUUUAUUGGUUUAUUAAACCACAAAUAUAAAAGUGUAUAUAACUUACUAUUUAUUUAUUUAUUCGAUAUAUUCAAUUUGUUCUUUUACGACUAAAUUGUCGUGUUUCGCUCAUAUUGAUUUUUCACAUUUUUUUUUCGCUCACAAAUCCACUUUUUCGUCCAGAAUAACUCCCAUCACCGAGUUAAAAACGGUAUUUGCGCCCAUUUUAUAUGUAUUUGUAUUAGAUAAUAAUUGCAUUAAUAAUUAUUUCAGAUUAUCGGUUCUGCAAUUACGUAUUUGGUAAUUUUAAUCCAAUUUAAAAACUCAGACUAGAAAAUCGACGAUACAAUAUUAUGACGUAUAGGAUUAUAGUAUAACAGACGUGAAGGCGUUUCACAAUGAUUGGACAGUGGACACAUUAUAUACAUCACAAAUAACAUUAUAAUAUAAGUAUACUUAUUAUUUGACAAGUAAAUUACGUAUAGUGUCGUACAUAUAAUACUAUUAUUAUAGGAGAAUACCUAUCUAUAAAUAGGUAUUAUUUGUUUAAAAUCAUAAAUAUUGUAUAAGUUUACUGUUUGUAUAAUUUAUUAAAUUUCAAGUCUAUACUGCAAGGGUAAAUCGUUUAAACUUGUUAUUUGUUACGUUUCCGACGAGGUUACUGUUCCGGAAACGUCAUAUGAAGGGCACUGUGUUAAAACGCGAUAACUCCUUUCAAAACUUUCCAAGAGACAAAAUAAAAAUUGCGUUUUAAAAACAUUGAGUGAACGAUACAUUCGAAUACCAUUUAAGUUCCUCGGAUCGUGAUAAUUGUAAUGGAGAACCGUCUGGUAUAGUUUUUAUUUUAUUUGCACUGUUUAAAAAUAAUUCAAAUUGCGCGGAGUUACCUGCCUUUUUGCCGCCCAGAUUUAGUGACUUAAGUACAUAUAUUAUAUUAUAUUUUAUUGAAAAUAUAUAUCACAAAUAGUAUUCUUUUCGAAUUUUAGUGAGUAAAUUUGUAUUCUAAUACCUAAUAGUAUUUAGUUUUAAAAAAAAAAUAAUCAUAAAUAAAUAAUUAAUAAUCUUUCACAUUUAUUUUAUAUCUCUAGUUAGGUAAAUAGGUUAUAUAUUUCGGAGCUAUCAUAUUCUUUUUACUGAUGAAAAACCAGAUAGUUGCAAAUAUGUUUUAAAAACGUUAAAAAUAAAACAUAAAUAUCUCCUAUAGUACGGAUUGUUGUAAUUGUCUCGUUCUUAUACAGAUACCUAUUAUAUACGUGCAGUGGUGGAUCUAGAAUAUUUUUAUGGGAGAUGCUAUUGUGCUAUUAUUUUCUGUAUAGUCCAUUUUGAUUAUGUGACCUUUUUUUUUGUCCCAAAAAAAUUAAUGUGUUUAGUAUUUAAAAAGAUAAUCAUGAAUGGAAACUUUAAAAACACACAUUUAAAACAAAUUCCUUUAUUUUAAAAGAAUAAUCUUCUCUGUAAUAAUAAUAAUAAAAAAAUAAAUUUUUUAAAUGAAAAAUUAACAUUCUAUCAAAUAUUCAUUAUAAUUGAUAAACAAAAAAUCAAAAAAAAAUUAUUUGGCCAUUUUGACCAUUUUGUCCAUCCUUCUCUUUUUUUCGCACGAAUGUGACAAUAACUUGGUUUAUGUCUAUCUGUUACACACUAUCUGUUAGUGUAUGUUUAAGACGGUCAAGCCGUUAAGACGUAAUUCAGGAGUAGUGGAUCGUAAGUAAUUUUUUAACCUUUUUAAAGUUGAGAAAGAUAUCUCCGUUGUGGCUGUAGAAACUAGUCACAUGGUAAAAAAGUAUUUUGAUGUUGGGAAAAGUUGAUCGCAGUGUUCAAAUGCUUUAACUGCAAUUUGUAGAUCGUUUGAAAUUUUAGCCCACUGAUUUUUCCACAAAUUUAUUUCUGCUUUCAAUUCUAAAUCCGAACCCUUAAUAUCUUCAUAAUAACAUUUGGCAGAUUCAUAGAAACAUGCCGGGCCUUCUAAAAAUACAUGAAUGCACUGUGUACGUAUAGUAUUUGUUUUAACCAUACGGCAAUAUAGCACCCUAGCACCCUCCUCUGGAUCCUCGCCUGUAUACGUGUUAUUUUUUGUUUUUAUACGAUUAUGUAGUUUAAUACACGAAUUUUGACGAAAAAUGAAAUUAUCGCGUUUUUGCACACAGCUCUUCGUACCAUAAUUCCGCCGUACGCAAUAAUACAAUAUUGUAUAGAUAAUGUUUUAUGCGUCCGUCGCCAUGGCCACUUUAUGGCGGUGGACCGGGCUGGAAACGUUCGCAGCAAAAAGGACGUGUGGUGGUAGCAAAACUGCCGACUGUUGUAGGGCGUCCUCGCUGUUGGCCGUCUACGCGGCGGCCGUUUAUGCGGUGUACGCGUACAUGUUCGCAGUGUUCGCGUCCGACAGGAUGCGCAAGGCGUACAGGCUGUCCCUCGAGGGCACGGGCAGUACGCUGCAGAUCCAGUUGAUCCAGGACACGAGCUCGGCAUUGUUGUUCGUCGGAUCCACGACGGUUUACUGGUGCGUAGCCGCGUACCGUCGUGAACAGAUACGCUUGUACGACGAACAGACCAUCGUCGAGCGUCUGUUGUUCGGUACCACUGGCCAACGGACACCGCCACCAUACAACCACACGGUGGACGCGUGCUGUUGGGCGUUGUACGCUCUGCUGGCUAUCGUCCUGUGGCUAGACGAGUAUGCCUACACGGUGCCCUAUACGCACGCGGCCGUGCACGCUUGGGGCCAUUACGUACUGCUCACCGGCACUGUUCAGUUCGCCGUCACCGUGUUCGCGUUGAGGGGUUGUUACUGCGAGCUGAACGGUCGGAUGCGAGCCGACGGCGCGCGCGGCACGUCCCGCCGCCGUGACGUUUUAUUGGACUUUGGUGAUCGUUACGAGGGUGGCGGAGCCGGAAGUGAUGACUCUCGGCCUGUCGCUGAUGACGAUCCGAAAACGUCAACGGAGUCAUCUGCGGUGACGUCGAACGACCCACGACUACUCCAAAACGUUAUAUUCAUCGGCGGUAAAGACGCGUCACACGAUUCAAAAAUACAUAAAUUUCAUAGACACUAUCGAUAAUUUUGAUAUUAUUCAAUUUUUUAUUUUGAUGUUUGACAAGGGGAGAGGGCUCAUGUAGUAUACAAGUAUACAAUUUUCGGAUAGAUCAGUGAAAACGGUGAAAACACUGAAACUCCUAGGGACCGAAUAAAAUGUCUGUUUAUUAAAGGUUAAAUAUUUUUUCGUGGCUAGAUUUAUUAUAAUUUUUAAAUAUUCGUACAAUUUGUAUACACGAACACGUUGUGCAUACAAAAUGUGUUUAAGCGGCUGAAGUAACUACGCAAUUAUUAUUAUAACAUAGAUAUCCUAUAUAACAUCCUUCUAUUUUAUUUUUACGAGAGACCGAAAAUCAAAUUAUUCAAAUUUAUUUAGGUACUUACCUACUGCAACGCAGCAUAUUGACCUGGUUAUGUAUACAUAAACCGAUUCUCGAAGGACAAAAAACAAACAACAUUUAGCCUAGUGGUCCAGGGAAUAUGGUCGUAAUUUUUGAAAACGAUAAUAUUUUUUAAAAAUGCUUAUAUUGUUGAUUGGUUUGAAACUGUUAUAGAAAGCAAGUUGGAAGGGAGGAUAUAUUAUAGAGCAAUUAAAUUUAUACCUGUAGUAUAGUAAACGAAAAACGAUUAUGAGCGGAGUAUUGCUGGUCGUGUUUUUUCCAAUGUCGUCAGAUUAAUCUACAAGAAAUGAACAAAAUUUAUAAAAAUAAUUUCCAAUUUUUCUUGUGUGUUUAGAAAAAAAAUGACUCCCAAUGCACCGACUAGAUUAAAAAUGUCAUAAAAAAGUCCUUAUAAAUUUUUGAUUGGAACAAGAUUUUUGGGAGACAAGUUAUUACAGACGCAUAAAAAAACACAUCGUAUAGUGAAACCGUUAUAUUUAACGCUUCGCUCAGAAUUUAAUACUCGUCUACGACGUCACGAGUAUUCAGUAUUGUUCUAAUGUUCACCACUCGAAGCCGGAUUUUAGGGGGCAGGGGGGAAUCUGCCCCCCCCUGGCACAAAAAAGGCACAAUUUUUUUUUAAAGAAUGUCCUAUUUAGAGAAUACUAUUAGCGAUUACGAUAAAGUACUUACUCGGCACGCGCACUCGCAUACGCGUUUCCACAAAUUUACUCAUAUCCGAAUUUAUUACAAGUAAUAUCUACGGGUCACAGUGUCUAUUUAUACAAUAUUGUACACGUAAUAAUUUAAAUAAAAUUAUUAAAUUACUGUGGAGCGUAGAUAAUAUUUCCACCGACAACCGCGAGCGAUAAGGCUUCCAUACACUACGAAUAUUACGAUAAAACGAAAAAACGACGGUUUACAUGUCGUGUUAAAAUCAAGACUCGACAAAAAUAAAAUCCGUCGUGUUUCGUCGUCGGGAUUUGCCCAUAAACUUUUGUUUUGACGGUUGUUUUAUCGUGACGAUGAAAACCGUCGUUUUUUAUCGUAGUGUAUAGGGGCGUUAUUCAAACGUACCUAUAAAAAUAGAUUAGUUUAUCUAUUGUACGCGAUAAACGCGGUACGAGCAAACAAUUAAAUUCGUUCGAAUCGGCCACUUGGUUAGAAAAUCAUAUUGUUUUUUUCGGUGAUAUAGAAAAACGAUUUUAUUCAAGAAGCAGUGCGAUUGAGUUUUACGUAAUGAAUUCUAUUUUCCCCAAAUCAGAUGAGUCAAACUAAGCUAAAUUAAUACACACAAUUUAUUGACUAUUCUGAGAAACAAAGUUGGAUAGUUUAAUUCCUAAUAUUUGAAUUACAUUGUGAUUGUACUAUACUAUGCCAAUAUCUAAUGAUGUGCCGGCGAAAGAUCGUUUUCGGGCUUAAAAACAGUCAAAAACUAUUUGCGAUCUACUCUUUCAAAAGAAAAAUUUGAUUAAUUUUCUGUUCUUAAUAUUGAACCUAUUUCAUGGGAUGAAUGUAUCGACCAAUUCGCUAAAUAGAUCAUCAAGAAAGCAUUUUUAUAAAAAUAAUAUAACUAACAAAAAUAAAAUAAUGUACUUACGUAAUUUACCCAGUAUUUUAUAUAAUAGUUUUAAUUAAUUUAACUUCAAUUUUAAUCAUGUUUACAAAAUUUAAAAUAUUGUUAUUUGUAUAAAUUUAUCUAUCUACGUUUUUAUUGUAGCAUUUAUAUUGUUUAUUAGUUUAUAUUAAAAAGAUUGAUAACAUAUUAUUUCAUUCUUUUUCUUAUGACUUAAGGUUGAACAAUUUUUGGGAGGGGGAAGGGGCUCUAUACUAUUCCAUUUACCUUCUAUUAGAGAAUAAAAUUAAUAAAUAUCAAAUUAUAGUAAAAAAAAAUUCAUGUAUAUAAAAAAAAGUUCUGAAUCUUAAGGAGGUUUAAACAUACCUAUGCCCUGGGGCGUACAAUUUCUUAAUCCAGCCCUGGACUCAUCGCUUUUAAAUUAGGUAGGUACCUAUAUGUAAAACUCGUAAAACUGAUAUAGGUAUCAUAUGUUGUAUUACCCGAAAAAAUUGUUCGUUAUUUAUUCAGAAUUUAUAACAGACAAAAUCAUGAACUUGGUUAUCUUUGAGAUCUUUGAUUGUAUGUGUGCAAGUUAAUUCAGUGACAUGCGGAGGGGGCGGUUAGGGGUUAUAUCCCCCCAAUGGCUUGAAAUAUAAAAAUAACUAAAUAUGAGUAAUCUAAUAAUUAAUAAUAAUAUAUUUCAACCAUGUUACGAGGAAAAAUUAGCCUUUUUUAGGAUCAGGCUUUUAAAUUACCAAUUCCCACUAUAAAUUUGGGUAGAGAAGACGAAUUUAUGAUUCUUAUUUGCUACAUCCCCUCACAUUGAUAAUUCCUGAGCAUGCCACUGAGUUAAAUACUAACAUGUCGAACAGUGGUUAAAUUUAGCCAUCACAUGUCGAGCCACUAGAUCACAAAUGAUAUUUAAUCAUUUAAAUAGUGUACUUACUUACAUAUUUUAUUUUAGAUAUGCAUUAUUUAUUUAUUUCACUCAUCCCCAGUGGUGGAUUUAGGAUUAUUUUUUUUGAAGGAAGAGGGUCAAAGUUGCUUAAAAUAAUAUUAAUUUAGACAGUAGGAUAAUGCAAAUCCAUCACUAUCAUUCAAACAUCAUAUAUAAUCGGACACUAUACAAAAUACAUAACUGUAUAAAUGUUUUGAUAAAAUCGACUAGGCGGGUAGGCUAGAAUUAAAACUCUUCAUGUCCAAUAAUCACAAUUCAGAAAACAAAAAAACUGAGAAAGGGUUUUUCUGUAGGGUAAAAAAAUCCAAAAUGAAUUUCUCUUAUAAAAUUUAGGCUAAACAAUUCAAAGCUGCUACGAAAAAUUAAGAUUGUAAUCAUAAUUUAUAUUUAUUUUUUUUUUGAGGUAGAAGUUGGGAAAUUAAUUUUGACUUUUGAAUUUAUGGUACGAGACAUCUGAGUUUUAAAAACAGUUGAAAUAAAAUAUGUGAGUUUUCAUACUAUAGACCAUAUUGUGAUUUUUGACACAUGUUAAGUAACAAACAUGACCAAUUGGACUUGUUAGUUUUGAGUGUUUUGACAUGAAUCCUUACUUUCCGAUUACAUUUUAGACCUGUUUUUGGGUGUUUAUAUGAACGUUUGGAAUUGGAUUCACCAAUUUAAAACAGAGUUAACUUACUGGUAUUUUAAUUUUAUGGAAUUUGUGAGUUUUGAUUCUAGCCUAAUAAUGUACGGUUAGUUAAAUAAUAUAAUAAUUUAUUCAGUAUUUUUAUUCUGUUCGUAUACAGCAGUGGUACUGGACAAAGAAAAAUCGCUUACGAUGUUGAAAUAUUUUACCGAUUUGCAUUGGUCGAUCACACAACUCGUAUGCAGAAUCAACGACUUGUUUAAAUUCCGUUUGUUCGUAUUCUUUCUGUGUGGCUUACUGCAUUUGAUGUUUACGCCAUAUCUGUUGUCAUUGACCAUAUUGAACGAGGAUAUAGACAUCUUGCCUCACAUAAUCGAACGCACUUUAUGGUUCGUCAUUCAUAUAUUCCGUGUGUUUUUGAUGAUAUACCCGUGCGCUCUAUUGGGCGAAGAGGUAAAUUCAUUUGAAAAUCAUUUAAACGAUUAAAAAAAAAGUUUUUACUUAUAUAUUUAAGUCUGUGCAGGAAAUUAUUAAAUUUUAUUAGUACCUAUGCCAAAUAAUAUUAUAUACCUACUCUAACGGUCCGUAUCUUAUAUUUUAUCUUUUUACUCGCAGGCUGCUAAAACGCAAAUAUUACUAGGAAGUUAUUUGAAUACUACAAUGGAUUGCGUAGACAUAAAAAAAGUAAGAAUGCAAUUUAUCAUAUAUUAAGCAAACAUACUACCAAAUCAUAUCAACACAUAAACUCUAUAUCGUUUAAAAUAUAUUGGAAAUGGCUGAUGAAAUAAAUAAUUGGUUAUAGGUAUCUAUAUCUUCGUUUUUAAUAUUUUAGGAAGUUUAAGUCAGGGCUAUCUCUAUAGGAGAGGCGAGUGGGGCCCCUCGCGUUCAUCACGGUUGGACAGUCUCAGCGAUUUUUUAGAUACAAUAAAACAAUUAAAUUAAAAAAUCAGGCAAUUGAAAAAUAGGUGUAUUUGAAGUAGUUAAGGACCCCAUCACUUCACUCUAAUUUGUUCACUGUCAAAUCCGUUUAAUAUACAUUCUGUAGGAAAACACAUGAUGUUUUAGUCCCCACAAUUUAUGUCUACUCCGAGUCCCGCAAAUUGUCAGUACGUUUAGAUUCAAUUAAAUAUGAUUAUAUAAUAAGGUUCAAUUUUACAAUAAUUUAAAACUUGAAUAAUAUUUAUCUAUAAAAUUGUGCAAAAAAAAAAAAAACCGUUAUUAAUAUUUUAGUUAUUACAUAAUUAGUUACAAAUCAAAUUUAUAUUAAUCUUUGAAUUAAAAAUAAUUGGUUAUCAGAUAUUUGCGCGCGUUCAAAACACCUGGUAGAUGACCGUUGUUCGCCGGAACGAAAGAUCUAUAGUCUAUAUACAAUUAAAUAGGCCCUUGCUGGAAAAAAAAAAGGCUUUAUAAGCGACUAUAUCUUUGUUCCCAGGGAAAAGAGACUUAAGUCAGUUUUCGAUAUUUUUUUUUAUAAUUGUGAUUUAUGUAUGCCAUUUUUUCUUUUUUAUUUGUAAUGUCAAAAUGGUAUAAGUAUGUGUAUAUUCUAAUACAUGUUAUAAGUACUGAAAAUUAAAAUAUCUUAAAUUCUUAAGGCACUAUGACUUAUAUACUUUUUGUCCAGUAAAUUAGACAUAAGUCAUGUAAGCAAUUAAGGUUUGUAUUGAAAAUUAUAUAAAAUUACUUAACGACCUUUCUUCCUUUUGACCAAAGACAUAAACGUAGGUAAGAGGUAAAAGGUUUGAGGUGUUCGACCCUCGCCUAAAUUAUGAACACCUAAUGGAGUACAAAUAAGACUUUUAAAUACAAUUCACUAAUAUUAAUUUUAGAUUCUGAGCGGAGUGAAGAAUGAAUUGGUUUUACAUUGAUGAUUAUUUUUAUUUUUAUUAUUUUUUGAAAUUUUACUCCAAUUUUCAAGUGUAGCACUUUUUCUGAAAAGAAAUCAGACUGGGUUUGUACUUUAGGGGGAUCAUUACCGGGAUCACCGGUAAAAAACGUCGGAAAAACGAGGAAAUUUACGAAAUGUACUUAUUAUUUUCAAACCGUAAAUAUUACGGCCUUUCAAAACAUGUAUUAUAUAUAACUUCAAUCGGUGCUCAGAAUCGUUUUCCGUUAGCAAUAAUUAGUCUUUACGGACAGAUAUACGUUAAAUCUCCUCUCUACCAUCCCAAAUUUUCACCUACAUCUAUGGCCAACCCAAUGUGCGAAGUAUGUCCGUUUGUUUUUUAAAACAUAAUAAGAUGCUUAUGAAAAAAAAAAAAGAAAACGUAUAUUUUUUACUAAUUUAUUCAUAAUAAGUUAUUAAUUUAUCAUACUUAUAUAAUAGUAUCAAAUAUUAUAAUUUCAUUUUUAUCUUAUAUUAUAUAAUAGUAUUUUAUACUAGUAGAGUAGAAACUCGAUUAACCGUCAACCUUUGUCAUCCGUCAUCAGUCACCGUCUUAUUUCUUCUUAAAAUACGAAAUAUUGUCGUUCAAAAAGCUCAUGCAUUAAAAAGAACAGAAGAAAAUUACGGAUUAUUUUGUUUAGUAUUUUUUAGUAUAGUAUUAUUUUUGUUAUUAUUAUAUAUUAUUAUUAUUUUAUUAUUUUUGCCUACAAAUACAGACGUUGUAAAAUAUAUUAGUUUAUUGGCUUAUUACAAAAUUUCUGUUAACCGUCUAUUCGAUUAACUGUCAGUCACUGGAUCGGAACUAUGGCGGUUAAUCGAGUUUCUAAUUUACUAUAAAGCCAACACUUAAUUUUUUUAUUUUUUCUCAAAAUAAUAGAAAGACUGGACAAAUAUUUUAGAGUCGAUCCACAAAAUUCUGAAAAUUUCGGUAAAAUUGACUACACAACUCGCCUGUAGAUAUGGAUGAUAGGUAUCAUGUCCUUUUUUCAAAUGGUUUUUAGAAGGUCGUCGAUUGGUUUGAAUAUAUAAUAAUAAUAAAUAUUUCGUUUCGAUAAUUCAAACAUAAUAUAAUAAUUAAUAGUGUACUGAAGCUGAUAUAACAAUCAACUAAUCAUACUGUAUUUGAUGUCGAAGUUUACACCAUGCCCCGUAUAAGUUAUCUAUUUAUGGUUUUUCGGCGUUUACACAGUUUGUUUUGAAUCUAAUAGUUCAUCCGAGUUUAUAUGUAUUACAUUUAAACAAAGUUGAAUAUUUCGUUCACAUCUCUCCGAAAAUCACUAAAAACCGUUUUCGCGGGACCAAAUAAUAAAAUAACCAAAAAUCUAUAGUUUGUUCACGAAAAUAUAAACAAAAACAAAAAAAUCCGUGUUUUUUGUCAGUACAUGUAUUAUAAUAUUUGUUAACGCAUCGUUAAACAUCAUUUAAUUUUCAGACUAACGGUUUUAUUAUUAUUUUUUUUUUAAUCGGAUAUUUAUUGUGCAAAUAUAAAUAGUAUGCCUACUUAUUUAAUUGUGGUAACGAAGGAAAAAAGAAUAUUUUACAAAAAAUUGAAUUAUAUAUAAUAAUACCUAACAUAUUUAAUUUAGUUACUUGAUAUUUUUAGUUUUCGUUAAGGAAGGCUGUAUAAGUCCGGAAAAUAUAUGUUUCUUACCUUACCAAUAUUAUUAACUAUUAUACAAUAUAGUUGAGCACAUGUAAUAUGUAGAUGUUUUACGUUUUUGUAUAUGUGUAUGAUAAAAAGCAUAAUACUUUUUUUUAUAGGUAGAAACUUAUGCACAACAGUUGGACGCCAACAAACCGGAAUUUAGUAUUUACAGUAUGUUUGUUAUAGACAGACCACUGGUUAUUACUGUAAGUAUACCUUAA
Molecule: messenger RNA, 13689 nt
Organism: Cinara cedri
Lineage: Eukaryota; Metazoa; Arthropoda; Insecta; Hemiptera; Aphididae
Source: the annotation of a GenBank genome assembly